Budorcas taxicolor (takin) is the source of this 807-nucleotide messenger RNA. RefSeq names its product olfactory receptor 8S1-like. Gene Ontology annotation, molecular function: G protein-coupled receptor activity; olfactory receptor activity. Gene Ontology annotation, biological process: G protein-coupled receptor signaling pathway. Lineage: Eukaryota; Metazoa; Chordata; Mammalia; Artiodactyla; Bovidae. The coding region runs from base 1 to 807 and encodes 268 amino acids. The record is from RefSeq and is a predicted model, not a curated record. The transcript has a single exon. Gene Ontology annotation, cellular component: membrane.
AUGAGCAUCACCCAGUUUAUUCUCAUUGGGCUGUCUGACGACCCCCACAUCCAAGUUCUGCUCUUUGUAUUAUUCCUGGGAAUUUACCUCCAGACACUACUGGGGAACCUGACAGUGAUAUUAGUGAUCAGGACUGACUCCCACCUUCACAUGCCCAUGUACUACUUCUUGAGUAAUCUAUCAUUCCUAGACCUCUGCUUCUCCUCUGUCACUGUGCCCAAGCUCCUGAAGGACCUCCUGUCUGCGAAUAAGACCAUCUCAGUAGAGGGCUGUCUAGCCCAGGUCUUCUUUGUGUUUCUUACUGCGGGAAAUGAAGCUUGUCUACUCUCAGUCAUGGCCUAUGACCGUUAUGCCGCCAUCUGCCACCCCUUGCUCUAUGACCAGGUGAUGAGCAACCAGCUUUGUCAGGUGCUGGUGUGGGGCUCCUGGGGCCUGGCCUCUCUCAAUGAAGUCAUCAUUGUGCUCUUGGCUAUUAAUCUGGAUUUCUGUGAUGCUCAAACUAUCCACCACUACACCUGUGAGCUGCCCUCCUUCUUCCCCCUGUCUUGCUCUGAUAUCUCCAUCAACAUCAGUAUCUUGUCCUUCUCCACUAUAUUCCUUGAGCUUGGAAAUUUCUUCCCAAUCUUCUUCUCCUAUGUUCAUAUUAUAUUCAACAUUCUGAGCAUCAGCUCCGCCACAGGCAGAAGCAAAGCCUUCUCCACCUGCUCCUCCCACCUCAUCGCAGUGAUCCUGUUCUUUGGCUCAGGUAUGCUUCGCUAUCUCAUGCCUCCCUCUGGUUCCUCCCUGGAUUUGCUUUCUUCCUUAUAA